This is a messenger RNA of Orussus abietinus, 1137 nucleotides long. RefSeq names its product ankyrin repeat family A protein 2. Gene Ontology annotation, molecular function: protein binding. Bases 98 to 931 code for a protein of 277 amino acids. The record is from RefSeq and is a predicted model, not a curated record. The transcript has 5 exons. Gene Ontology annotation, cellular component: nucleus; cytoplasm. Lineage: Eukaryota; Metazoa; Arthropoda; Insecta; Hymenoptera; Orussidae.
AACAUACUCAAAGUUCCCAUACGGACUAAAGAAUGGGCUAGAACCACAGAGAUGAACAAGUUUGCUAAAGAUACGAUAAGGUUAUAGGAUUUUAAAAAUGAAUUGCGAUAGUAAUCCGGAAUUAAUAGUGAAAACGGAAGAUAAUGAAAGCGACCAGGCAGACGGCGAGUGUGGAAAAAUUGAAAAAAUUAAUAUACAUGAUAAUACUGAGUCAUCAAUAGGUAUACGACCCCGGCCGUUGAUCUGCAAGCCAGAAAAUGUUCACAUUGGAUGCAAAUCUGAACCGAUUGAAACUAAAUGGCAUUGGGCUCCUGGAGCUUGGCAGGAUGCUACGAGGACUAGCGCAUUUCAGCCUUACAAGCCACCGACAUUACUGACGAAUUUGCAACGGGGUAAUACACAGACUGAAAUACCACAGCUGUACAGUAGCAGUGAUGUAACAUUUCAUACAUUAGCUGGUCAAGGAGAACUUACUCCUGAUAAUAUUCAGCCAGGAUCUAUAGAUGUCGUAGAUGAGAAAGGUUUCACUGGUCUCAUGUGGGCUGCAGCAUAUGGACAAUUAGGUAGUGCUCGGCAGUUGCUUAAAGCUGGUGCUAAUAAAAAUUUUAGAGGUCGCAAUGGAGAGACUCCAUUACAUUUAGCUGCAGCAUAUGGGCAUCACGAUCUUGUGAAAUUGUUAUUAAAUCAUGGUGCUGACUGCAAUGCAAAUGAUGAGGAAGGUAAUACUCCAUUAAUUUACGGAGCACACGGGGAUCAUCCACAUGUUUGUUAUGAACUUUUGUCAAGAGGAGCUGACAUAACUCAUCGCAAUGUUCAUAACAUAAGUGCUUAUCAUGCAGCUAUAUUAAACAAUUCAGAAACGGCUAAGUCUGUUAUCGAAAAUUAUCUUACCCAGGAAGUAGUAAACUUACCGAAUAAUAUAUUGCAAUAAUUCCUUUUGCAUUUCUAAAAAGAUGUAAAGAUGUAAAUAACUUAUUAAUAAUUUAUUAACUGAAAAAGCAAAUAAGACAUAGGAAUAUAUUUGUUUCAAAUAGAUAAGAAUUGUAUAAAUUGUACAUAAAGUAAGUUGUUUGAGAGAUGUAGUAAUGACAUACAUGUAAUAUUAUCUAAUAAUAUUCUGUAAGGGAUUUAUAAAAA